ACACACAAACAGCGUAGCAGAGUCGACCACUCCACCCUUUAUAUACCAAACACAAGCUCACCCUGUAAACCAUACCGCCAUCGCAGCAAGCGCACCAAAGCCAAAGAGGCGGCUUUGCCUUGCCCCUGAGGCCCUGACCCCCUGCCCGUUGCCUUGGUGCCGCGCGCCAUGGCCGGCACCAAGAGCAAGUCGUCCUCCAAGGCCGGCUCGCCCCUCCUCGGCAAGUACGAGCUCGGCCGCCUCCUGGGCCGCGGCACCUUCGCCAAGGUCUACCACGCGCGCUGCCUCGCGGGGGGCGACCCCGUGGCCGUCAAGGUGCUCGACAAGCCCGAGCUGUCCGCCACGGGCAUGGCGGUGCGCGUCCUGCGCGAGGUCUCCGCCAUGCGCCGCCUCCGCCACCCCAACGUGCUCCGCCUCCACGAGGUGCUCGCCACGCGCUCCAAGGUGUACCUCGUCAUGGAGCUCGCCCCCGGCGGGGACCUCCUGUCCCGGCUGGCCUCCCUGCCGACGCGCAGGCUCCCCGAGCAAGCGGCGCGGCGGGUGUUCCUGCAGCUGGUGUCGGCGCUCAUCUACAGCCACGCGCGCGGGGUGUUCCACCGCGACGUCAAGCCGCAGAACGUGCUCAUCGACGCCGACGGCAACCUCAAGGUCUCCGACUUCGGGCUCGCCGCGCUCCCGGACUCGCUCCGCGACGACGGCCACCUGCACACGGCCUGCGGCACCCCGGCUUUCACGGCCCCCGAGGUGCUCCGCCGCAAGGCCUACGACGGCGCCAAGGCCGACGCCUGGUCCUGCGGCGUCAUCCUCUUCGUCCUCCUCGCCGGCCACCUCCCCUUCGACGACGCCAACAUCGCCGACAUGUGCCGCAAGGCGCACCGCCGCGAGUACGUCGUCCCGCGGUGGGUGUCGCAGCCGGCGCGCCGCCUCGUGUCCCGCCUGCUCGACCCGAACCCGGCGACGCGCCUCGCCGUGGCGGAGCUCGCCAGCCACCCCUGGUUCAAGCGCUCGCUCAGCGUCGACUCGCAGCUCGGCGGCCUCCUGGGCGGCCAGGCGGAGCGCGAGCUGGCGUUCCAGGCCCCGCCGGCGCUCAACGCCUUCGACAUCAUCUCCAUGUCCCCGGGGCUCGACCUGUCCGGGCUGUUCGGCGACAACCGGCGGACCCGGGAGAAGCGGUUCAUGACGACGGCGUCGCCGGAGCAGACGGUGGAGCGGCUCGGGCAGGCGGGCGCGAAGCUCGGCUACUUCAUGGUGGGGAAGAAGGGGGCGGAGCGCCUGCCGCUGGGCGGCCUGUCGGGGCUGGUGGCGAUGUCGAUGGAGAUGUUGGAGGUGUCGGCGGAGCUGAUGCUCGUGGAGCUGAGGCUGGAGGCCGGCGACGGCGACGAGGCCGAGGCGUUCGGGUGGGAGGACCUCAGGGUGGAGCUCGGCGACGUGGUCACGGCGUGGCACGUCUGCGAAGAAGCCGGUUCGGGGGGAGGCGGCGCGCUCGGGUGCAAGUGCCUGUUCGGGUUGGGGGUUCCCGAGCUUGUGGUCAUCGCCGGCGUCGCCGCGCUGGUGUUCGGGCCCAAGCAGCUCCCCGAGAUCGGCCGCAACAUCGGCAAGACCGUCAAGAGCUUCCAGCAGGCAGCUAAGGAGUUUGAGACUGAACUGAAGAAAGAGCCUGGGGAAGGUGGCGACCAGCCCCCACCUGCAACCCCCACGGCGGUAGGCGACGGGGAGGAGAAAAAGGGGCUUGAGGCAUCGUCAAGUAGCAAGGAGAGCACAUGAGGAUCUAUCAAGAUUUGUUAGGGCUCUGUAUGUACAACUGUAUUCUGGGCUUCUGGAGUUACCAGCAAAUUCCUGCCCAUUUGUUUUGAUCACCUUGCCAAGUAGCGAUAUUAUUCGUAGUUUGUACCCGGGAAGAACAAUUUUUCUGUGAAAAAUGUCAUGUUGUUCAAUA
Molecule: messenger RNA, 1936 nt
Organism: Setaria italica (foxtail millet)
Lineage: Eukaryota; Viridiplantae; Streptophyta; Magnoliopsida; Poales; Poaceae
Product: CBL-interacting protein kinase 7
Exons: 3
Coding region: 169-1764 (531 amino acids)
Biological process (GO): signal transduction; protein phosphorylation; protein transport by the Tat complex
Cellular component (GO): membrane
Molecular function (GO): ATP binding; protein kinase activity
Source: RefSeq, a predicted model, not a curated record